AUGGAUCUGAUAAAGUAUAUAUUCGAAAAGCAUGUUGUUACUAGUAGAAUUGCUCGAUGGAAAAUGUUGUUAAUUGAAUAUGAUAUCCAGUAUGUGACUCAGAAAGCAAUAAACGAGAGAGUUCUAUUUGACUACCUUGACCAUUUACCCGUGGAAGGUUAUCAACCGUUGAGGUUUGACUAUCCUGAUGAAGACAUCAUGUUUAUCAAAGACUUCACUAUGCAGGGAUCCGAGAUAAACCUUGAGGAAGACCCUAAACCAGGAUCGCGAUGGACGCUCGUGUUCGAUGAUACUUCCAAUGAUCGUGGUCAUGGCAUAGGCGCAGUUAUCACUUCUCCAACUGGUUUUCACCUUCCGUUCACCGCUAGAUUAUGCAUUGACUGCACCAACAAUAUGGUAGAAUACGAGGCAUGUAUCUACGGUUUGGAGGCGGCCAUCGACUUAAGGAUCAAGAUUCUUGAGGUAUACAGAGAUUCUUCUCUGGUAAUAAGUCAGGUAAAAGGUGAUUGGGACACUCGGGAUAACAAGUUGAUACCUUAUGAAGAGCAUAUCAGAAAACUGAAGCCCUAUUUUGAUGAAAUCUCUUUUCAUCAUAUUCCUAGGGAAGAAAAUCAGUUAGCAGAUGUUCUAGCUAUGUUGGCAUCUAUGUUCAAAGUCAAGUGGAAGAAUGAAGCACCAGCUAUUCAUAUUGGCCACUUAAAUGAACCAGCACAUUGUCUAGCAGCCGAGACAGAUCCUGAUGGUAAGCCCCGGUUCUAUGACAUAAAGAUAUUUCUGGAGAAACAACAAUAUCCCGAGGGUAUAUAUAUUACUGAUAAGAAGGCUCUGAGAAGACUCUCUUCUGAGUUUUUCUUAAACGGUGAUGUGUUAUACAAGCGAAAUUAUAAUUCCGUACUGAUCAUAUGCGUGGAUAGACACAAAGCUAGUACGAUCAUAAAAUCAAUACAUGAAGGUUGCGAGGGUGUACAUGCAAAAGGUCCUGCUAUGUCUAAGAAGAUACUUUGGGCUGGAUAUUACUGGACGACAAUGGAGGUUGACUGCUACAACUUCGUUAGAAGAUGCCACAAAUGUCAAAUAUACGGUGACAAGAUCUUUGUGCCACUGACUCUGUUGAAUGUUUUGACGUCUUCAUGGCCAUUUUUUAUGUGGGGUGUCGAUAUGAUUGGGAUGAUAGAUCCUAAAGCUUCCAAUGGUCAUCGAUUCAUCCUAGUUGCUAUCGACUACUUCAUGAAAUGGGUCGAAGUUGCUUCAUAUGCCAAUGUCACUCGAUAG
Messenger RNA from Lathyrus oleraceus (garden pea), 1272 nucleotides. RefSeq lists its product as uncharacterized. The record is from RefSeq and is a predicted model, not a curated record. NCBI's taxonomy places the organism in Eukaryota, Viridiplantae, Streptophyta, Magnoliopsida, Fabales, Fabaceae. Gene Ontology annotation, molecular function: RNA-DNA hybrid ribonuclease activity; nucleic acid binding. Bases 1 to 1272 code for a protein of 423 amino acids. The transcript has a single exon.